AUGUCCGGAGGUCAUCCUGGAGGAUAUAAUCCUCAUAAUAAUCAGCAGAUUUAUCAGCAACAACAAAUGAUGAGACAACAACAGCAAAAUUAUCAAAUGUUGCAAAAUCCGCAGGUUUUGUUUGAUCUACCCGGGAGAUUUUGGGGGUUUUUCAAGAGGGGGGGGGGGGGAAAAUAUUGAUUUUUUGGGGUAAAUUAGGAUUUUUUAUAUUUAAGCUUUUUUAAGCUGAAAUUUUAUGUUUUUCAUGAAUUUUUGGCUAAUUUAGGUUCAAAAUCAAAACCGGUAGAUUUUUUGGCUUAAAAAUUGUGGAAAAUCCAAAUUUUGAGCUGAAAAUUCAUGUUUUUCAUGAAUUUUAAGCUAAUAAUUUUCAUAUUUAUAUGAAAAAUCCAAUUUUUAAUUUUGAAAAUGUGAUUUCUUUCAAAAUUCUAUGGAAACCCCAUUUUCGAGCUGAAAUUUCACGAUUUUCAUGAAUUUUAAGCUAAUUAUUCAAUUAAAUUUGUGAUUUUCAGCUAAUUCGAGUUUAUAGUUGAACCUGGACGAUUUUUGUCUUAAAAUUUAUAGAAAAUUCAAAUUUUAAGCUGAAAUUUCACGAUUUUCAUGAAUUUUAGGCUAAUUAUUCAAUUUAAGUUGUGAUUUCCAGCUAAUUUAAGUUUAUAAUCAAAAUCGGGAGAUUUUUUGGCUUAAAAUUUCUAGAAAAUCCAAUUUUUGAGCUGAAAUUUCAUGUUUUUCAUGAAUUUUAAGCGAAUUAUUUUCAUAUUUAUAUGAAAAAUCCAAUUUUUAAUUUUGAAAAUGUGAUUUCUUUCAAAAUGCUAUGGAAACUCCAUUUUUGAGCUAAAAUUCACGGUUUUCAUGAAUUUUAAGCUAGUUAUUCAAUUAAAUUUGUGAUUUUCAGCUAAUUAAAGUUUAUAAUCAAAACCGGGAGAUUUUUGGCUUAAAAAUUGUAGAAAAUCCAAUUUUUAAGCUGAAAUUUCAUGUUUUUCAUGAAUUUUAAGCUAAUUAUUCAAUUAAAUUUGUGAUUUUCAGCUAAUUCGAGUUUAUAGUUGAACCUGGACGAUUUUUGUCUUAAAAUUUAUAGAAAAUUCAAAUUUUAAGCUGAAAUUUCACGAUUUUCAUGAAUUUUAGGCUAAUUAUUCAAUUUAAGUUGUGAUUUCCAGCUAAUUUAAGUUUAUAAUCAAAAUCGGGAGAUUUUUUGGCUUAAAAAUUGUAGAAAAUCCAAUUUUUAAGCUGAAAUUUCAUGUUUUUCAUGAAUUUUAGACUAAUUAUUCAAUUAAAUUUGUGAUUUUCAGCCAAGUCGAGUUCAUAGUUGAACCUGGACGAUUUUUGUCUUAAAAAUUGUGGAAAAUUCAAUUUUUAAGCUGAAACUUGGGAUUUUUCAUGAAUUUUAAGCUAAUAAUUUUCGUAUUUAUAUAAAAAAUCCAAUUUUUAAUUAAAAUUUUGUGAUUUCUUUCAAAAUUCUAUGGAAACCCCAUUUUCGAGCUGAAAAUUCACGGUUUUUAUGAAUUUUAAGCUAAUUCUUCAAUUAAAUUUGUGAUUUUCAGCUAAUUAAAGUUUAUAAUCAAAACCGGGAGAAUUUUUGUCUUAAAAAUUGUGGAAAAUCCAAUUUUUAAGCUGAAACAUGGGAUUUUUCAUGAAUUUUAAGCUAAUUAUUCAAUUAAAUUUGUGAUUUUCAGCUAAUUUAAGUUUAUAAUCAAAAUCGGGAGAUUUUUUGGCUUAAAAAUUGUGGGAAAUUCAAAUUUCAAGCUGAAAUUUAAUGUUUCAACCUCAAAUCGAUUUUCUAGCCUCUAAAUUAUCUGAAAAUCUCCAUUUUCCAGCUAAUGCAAGCUCAAAAUCAAUCCUCCGCCCACAAUUCUCCCCGAUCCGCCACACCAAAUCAACUUCAACAACUUCAACAACACUCUCGAGUCGGCUCACCAGCUCAACCCAAUUUCAACAAUCUCAAUCAGCAACCGCACGGCUCACCGUCGAAUUUGGCGUUUUCGAAUUCGAAUUUAGCGCAAGUUCAAGAUGUGCAUUCGAAACCGGCGACACCACAAAUGAUGCAUUCGGCACUUUCGGCUGGACAUUUGACGAAUAUGAAUGUGGGUUUUAAAGUUUUCACAUUUUCAGCCAAAAAAUUCGGAAUUUCCUGAACAUUUUGAACCUAAAUUUUAAGCCAAAAUUUCUCAAAUUUGGGAAUUUUUUUCUGAUGUUUGGUUGGAAUUUCAGAAUUUCUUGAAUUUUUGAAAUCCUAUUUUUCGCGCUAACAUUGUUCAAAUCUGGAAUUUCAGCUUUCAAUUUGUAACAAUUCUGAAAUUUUGAACCUAAAUUUUAAGCCUAGAAAACUUGAAAUUAGCAUUUUUUUUUCUAGAAAAGUUUUAGUUUUCUGGAAAUUUUUAACCCAAAUCUUUUUCAGCCAAAAUUUCUCAAAUCUGGAAUUUUUAUUCUGAUGUUUGGCUGGAAUUUCAGAAUUUUCUGAAUUUUUGAAAACCAAUUUUUAUCUACCUUUUUAAUAAAAUCCCGGUUGGGUGGUGUCUCGAUGGAAGCAGGAUUUUUCAAUGGGGUCCCCCCUGUUCUCAUUUUUCAAAUGUCGCAAUUUUGGACAUUUCCCAUUUUUUCCGAAAAUCAUACCUUCGCGAACGUCAAAAAGGAUCCGAUCCUGGACCUUCUGAACAAAAAACACGUGAUCUAACCACUUGACCAUUUCUGACACAAGAAAUGACCAUUAAUUCGCUUAGAAAUGCUCGAAGAAAAAUUUUUGACGUGAGAAAAAAUAUUUGUUUUAAAAAAGGAGACUGUUACGCCUGGGAGCUGAAAGCUCCUAUCCUAAAAAAAUCUAGUUUUCUGGAAAUUUUCAACCCAAAUUUUUUAACCCAAAAUUUCUCAAAUCUGGAAUUUCAGCUUUCAAUUUGUAGCUGAAAAAUUCUGAAAUUUUUGAACCUAAAUUUUCAGAAAAUUUUGAAAAAACUCACAGCUUUAAACCGAAAUAAAAUUCUUUAAAAAAAUCAAGUUUCAGUACUAAAAAUCCACGUGGCAUUUUUUCAAAAAUUUCCUGAAUUUUUGAAAACCAAUUUUUUUUCCUAAAAAACUUGAAAUUAGCAUUUUUUUUUCUAGAAAAGUUUUAGUUUUCUGGAAAUUUUUAACCCCAAUUUUUUUCAGCCAAAAUUUCUCAAAUUGGGAAUUUUUUAUUCUGAUGUUUGGCUGGAAUUUCAGAAUUUCCUGAAUUUUUGAAAACCAAUUUUUAUCUUGAAAAAUUUGAAAUUAGCAUAUUUCUUUUCUAGAAAAAAUCUAGCUAAAAUUCUUCAAAUCUGAAAUUUCAGCUUCAAUUUGUAGCUGAACAAUUCUGAAAUUUUGAACCUAAAUUUUCCAGAAAAAAAUUUCCAAAUCUGAAAUUGUUAUUUCUAGAAAAGUUCUAGUUUUCUGGAAAUUUUUAACCCAAAUUUUUUUCAACCCAAAAUUUCUCAAAUCUGGAAUUUCAGCUUCAAUUUGUAGCUGAAAAAUUCUGAAAUUUUUGAACCUAAAUUUUCCAUCCAAAAAUUUCCAAAUCUGGAAAUUUUAUUUCUAAAAAAUCUAGUUUUCUGGAAAUUUCGAAGCCCAAAAUUUUCCAGCCAAAAAUUUCGAAAUCUGGAAUUUCAGCUUCAGUUUGCAGCUGAAAAAUUCUGAAAUUUCAAUUUUUAGAGCAAAAAAAUCCACGUGGCAUUUUUUUUUCAAAAAAUAAAAAAUUAAUCCAAUUUUUUUGACCGGAAAUUCGUUUAGCCGAGCUUUUUUGAGCAGCAAUUUUUAAUUUUUUACAUCAAAAAAUUACGAUUCUGAAAAGUUUUUUAACCAGAAAAUUGAAUUUUUAAUUUUUUUCAAGUUUCCUUAUUUUUUUUCUGCCAAAAGUAAUUAUAGACUUUUCGAAUUUUCUAGAAAAAUCCCUGUUUAUCCGCUUAUUCAAAAAAAAUUCUAGAAUUUCUCAUUUUUCAGCCAAUGUCAGUGCCACUUGCUGCAAUUUCUCGACCCGCUUCCGUUGCUCCACCACAAUCUCUUCCCGCAAAUAUUCUAAUCAAUAAUCCGGGCUCAAUUCAACAACCCGGAUCGAUUCAAAGGCCUGGAAGUGUUAUUCCGCCGGGAAGUAUUCAUGGUCCGGGAAGUGUUCAGGCUCAUGGUCCGGGCUCUAUUCAAGCCCCCGGAAGUGUUCAUGGCCCGGGAAGUAUUCAGGCUCAUGGUCCGGGAAGUGUUCAGGCCCACGGACCUUCAAGUGUGCACGGCCCGGGCUCUAUCCAACCACCUGGAAGUCUUCAUGCCCCCGGAUCUCAACACAAUCUCAAUCUAUCAUCGCAUGGCCCAUCUUCAGUAGCCCCCCCAGGUUCAGUAGCCGGGCCUGGAAGUGUUAUGGGAGGACCGGCGAGUGUUCAACCGGCCGCGCCCGCCCCGACAACAUCGCAAACACCCGCAAAACCGACGGAAGAACAAUUGAGACAGGUUAUGGAUCCGGUUGUGUUGCUGAGAACGCUGAUUGCCACCGAUUUGAGGGCGAGUAUUGUGGUGAGUGAGAUUUUGGGGGGGUCAUUUUGCCACGUGGCAUUUUUGGCACCAAAAAUUUGAAUUUUGAUUCUCAAAAUGUUUUUCAAUAGUUUUCAGCUUAAAAUUGUUAAAAAUCGUUAAAAAAAAGUGAAAAAUCCUAUAUUUCGCUAUAAAAAGCAAGUGCGCUCUACUGAAAUAUUUGAGGAUUUUUGAAAAAUUGAACUUUCCCUGUGAAAAAUGAGAUUUUCUAGAAAAUAUCAAGUUCGCUCUACUGAAAUAUUAGAUUUUCUGAAGAAUUUUUGAAAAAAACACAGUUUUCAUUGUAUAAAAUGAAGUAGAACUUGAUUUUCUUGUUUACAAAUUCGAAAACUUCAAUUUUUGAUUGAAAAUAUCAAGUUCGCUCUACUGAAAUCUAGGAUUUUCUCUAGAAAUUUUGAAAAAAUACAGUUUUCACUGUGAAAAAUGAAGGAGAACUUGAUUUUCUAGGUUGAAAAUGAUGAAAAUUCAAAAUUUCCAUUCAAAAUUUCAAGUGCGCUCUACUGAAAUAUCUGGGGAAUUUUGAAUUUUGUUUGAAAAAUUCAAAUUUAACACUUGAAAAUCUGUUUUUUAUUCCAAAAAUCACAAAAUUCUAGAUUUUCAGCCUAAAAAUAGUGCAAAAUCCCCAAAUUUUUGCAGGAAGUAAAUCGUAGGUGCGCAAAUCUUUUGAAAAAUCAACGCGAAGAUUCAGAAGAGCACGAAGAUGGUCUUCUCGAACAAUACAAACGAGCAUAUAAUGAUUUUUUGGCGAUUUGCGACGAUAUCGAUCGAAUUUUGACAACGAUUCUAGAAUCCAAUAAACAAGUGGGAAAAUUGGAAAAAGUAUUGGGAGAUGGCGGGAAAAAGGGAGCGGGAAAACCAGCAACUGGACAAGCUGGAACUGAUCAUUCGGCUGGAUUAAUGAAUUGUGUUAAUCAAUUUAUCGAAAGUACUGCCGAAGUUCAACGAAUGUUUGAUAGUACAAUUGGAAGUGUGACUGGAUCGAUGGAAAAAAUUAGAAGACGUCAGAAAAAAUUUGAGGAAGGUCAAAGACCUUGA
Caenorhabditis angaria is the source of this 5556-nucleotide messenger RNA. The record is from the annotation of a GenBank genome assembly. NCBI's taxonomy places the organism in Eukaryota, Metazoa, Nematoda, Chromadorea, Rhabditida, Rhabditidae.